Messenger RNA from Oppiella nova, 440 nucleotides. Lineage: Eukaryota; Metazoa; Arthropoda; Arachnida; Sarcoptiformes; Oppiidae. The record is from the annotation of a GenBank genome assembly.
GAAUUCCUACGCAAACAUAUUAUACCAAAAGUGUUGUUCACGAGUGCUCUUCAAGUGAAUAAUGAGACAAAUAUCACGCAUAAGGAGCAGGCAUUGAGUGGCGAUUCACUUAAGAUAUUUAGGAAACCCAAUUGUGUUUCAGUCAAUGGCAUUAUCCUAUCGUUCGCAGACAUCACCGCAACCAAUGGUGUUCUUCAUAUUAUUGAUCACACGAUAUAAAUAAAAUUUAUAAAAUAAAUUGAUACGAUUCAAUAUGUUUUUGUCCUAUUUUUAUGAAUAAAAUCACAAGAAACUAACAUUAAGUAUUUUUAUUGUAAAUUUAUAUGACGUUCACGACAUAUAUGACAGAAUAACUACCAUUCCUAUCAUUUCGUAUGCAACUAAAACAUAAUUGCCUCGCUAAUGUUGCCCUCCCCUCUCACUUAUAACAUUUGCAAGCU